Loa loa (African eye worm) is the source of this 3300-nucleotide messenger RNA. RefSeq lists its product as hypothetical. Gene Ontology annotation, molecular function: high voltage-gated calcium channel activity. Lineage: Eukaryota; Metazoa; Nematoda; Chromadorea; Rhabditida; Onchocercidae. The transcript is spliced from 25 exons. Gene Ontology annotation, cellular component: membrane; voltage-gated calcium channel complex. The coding region runs from base 1 to 3300 and encodes 1099 amino acids. The record is from RefSeq and is a predicted model, not a curated record. Gene Ontology annotation, biological process: calcium ion import across plasma membrane; chemical synaptic transmission.
AUGCGACUUAUAGUAAAAAGUCAAGUCUUUUAUUGGUUGGUUAUAACAUUAGUCUUUCUCAAUACUGCAUGUGUUGCUUCAGAGCAUUACGGUCAACCGGAAUGGUUCACCGAAUUUCUAAAAUAUGCGGAAUAUGUAUUUUCGGGGAUAUUUAUAUGCGAAAUGCUAAUUAAAUUGUUUGCAAUGGGUCAUCGUGUUUAUUUCGCAUCAAAAUUUAAUCGUUUCGAUUGCAUUGUCAUUGUUGGUAGUGCUUUUGAAAUAAUUUGGGCAGAAUUAAAAGGUGGCUCAUUUGGUAUUUCUGUACUUCGAGCCUUACGACUAUUGCGCAUCUUCAAGCUCACUUCGUACUGGGUAUCCUUACGUAACCUUGUACGUUCACUUAUGAAUUCAAUGCGUUCUAUUCUCUCAUUAUUAUUCCUCCUUUUCUUAUUUAUCCUUAUUUUUGCCUUAUUGGGUAUGCAACUGUUUGGCGGAAAAUUUAGCUUUCCAUCCGGACAUCCGUAUACUCACUUUGAUACAUUUCCGGUGGCCUUAAUUACAGUCUUCCAGAUAUUAACAGGAGAGGAUUGGAAUGAAGUGAUGUAUUUAGCAAUUGAAUCACAGGGUGGUAUAUAUGGUGGCGGUAUGGUGUAUUGCAUAUAUUUCAUUGUACUCGUACUUUUUGGCAACUAUACUUUGUUGAAUGUAUUCUUGGCUAUUGCUGUGGACAAUUUAGCAAAUGCGCAAGAAUUGACAGCAGCUGAGGAAGCGGAUGAACGAGCUAACGAAUUGCCGGAUGAUUCGGAAAGUCUUGAUGAACAGGAUAGUGAGCAGUGUGCCAUCGAUAUGGAAGGUAAAACGGAUGGUAAUAUAUCGGAAAUGCAACAUGAAAUAGACGAGGAAUAUGAGGAAGAAGAGAGCCCAUUUGGUGGUCCACGACCUAUGGUGCCAUUCUCAUCAAUGUUUAUCUUUGCACCAACAAAUCCAUUUCGUGUAUUGGUACAUUCGGUGGUAUCAACGAAAUAUUUCGAAAUGUUAGUAAUGGGCGUAAUAUGUUUCUCCAGUAUAGCGCUUUCAGCAGAAGACCCGGUAGAUGAGGAUGCUCCGCGGAAUAAAGUGCUUCAAUAUAUGGAUUAUUGCUUCACGGGUGUUUUUGCUUUGGAAAUGUGCCUUAAACUGAUAGAUCAAGGAGUAUUACUGCAUCCGGGCUCAUAUUGUCGUGAUUUUUGGAAUUUAUUAGAUGGUAUCGUCGUCUUCUGUGCCCUUGUCGCUUUUUCAUUUGCUGGAGCUGAAGGUUCAGCCGGUAAAAAUUUAAAUACGAUCAAAUCAUUGAGAGUAUUACGUGUAUUAAGGCCACUUAAAACAAUCAAGCGAAUACCAAAACUAAAGGCAGUAUUCGAUUGUGUGGUAAAUUCGUUAAAAAAUGUUUUCAAUAUUCUUAUUGUUUAUAUGUUAUUUCAAUUUAUUUUUGGUGUAAUAGCAGUACAACUUUUCAAAGGGAAAUUUUUCUAUUGUACCGAUAAAACGAAACGUUUUGCAAAUGAAUGUCAUGGACAAUAUUUUGUCUUCGAAAGUCCGGAUGAUUUGCCACAUGUUGAAACACGUGAAUGGCGUUUACGUCCGUUUAAUUAUGAUAAUACAGUAAAUGCAAUGUUGACAUUAUUUGUUGUGACAACAGGUGAAGGUUGGCCAAGUAUUCGACAAAAUUCAAUGGAUACUACUGAAGAAGAUGAAGGACCGUUGCCGUUUUAUCGGGUUGAGAUGGCGUUAUUUUAUGUUAUGUUCUUCAUCGUAUUUCCAUUUUUCUUCGUAAAUAUCUUCGUUGCAUUGAUCAUUAUCACAUUUCAAGAACAAGGUGAAGCUGAACUUUCAGAAGGUGAUCUAGAUAAGAAUCAAAAGCAAUGUAUUGAUUUUGCGCUAAAUGCUCGUCCACGUUCAUUAUUUAUGCCAGAAGAUAAAAAUUCGAUGAAAUAUCGUAUUUGGCGGCUUGUUACUUCUGCGCCAUUUGAAUAUUUCAUUAUGGCAAUGAUUUGUUGUAAUACAAUCAUUCUAAUGAUGAAGUUUCAUGGAAAUUCUGAAUUUUAUGAAAAAAUCCUUCGUCUUUUUAAUACGGCAUUAACGGCGGUAUUUACGGUGGAAUCAGUUUUGAAAAUAUUAGCAUUUGGUGUUCGAAAUUAUUUUCGUGAUGGAUGGAAUCGUUUCGAUUUUAUCACCGUUGUUGGUUCAAUCACUGAUGCAUUGGUCACCGAAUUUGGUGGCCAUUUUGUGUCACUCGGAUUUUUACGUCUUUUUCGUGCUGCUCGUCUAAUUAGACUUUUGCAACAGGGAUAUACUAUAAGAAUAUUAUUAUGGACAUUUGUUCAAUCUUUUAAAGCUUUACCAUAUGUUUGCUUGCUAAUUGGAAUGCUCUUUUUCAUUUAUGCUAUUGUUGGAAUGCAGGUAUUCGGUAAUAUUUGGUUGGAUGCAACUACCGAAUAUAAUAGACAUAAUAAUUUCCAAUCAUUCUUUAAUUCUAUUAUACUUCUUUUUCGGUGUUCAACAGGUGAAGCAUGGCAGGAUAUAAUGAUGGCAUGUACAGCAGGGAAGUAUUGCGCGAAACCGAAUUCAUUUGAAAUUAAUUUAGCUAAAGGACCAACUUGUGGUACUCAAAUGUCUUACGUAUAUUUCACAACAUUUGUCUUUCUAUCUUCAUUUUUGAUGUUAAAUUUAUUCGUUGCUGUAAUAAUGGAUAAUUUUGAUUAUUUAACUCGUGAUAGCUCAAUUCUUGGACCUCAUCAUUUGGAUGAAUUUGUUCGAGUUUGGGCUGAUUAUGAUCCAGCUGCUACCGGACGAAUUCAUUAUACGGAUAUGUACGAGAUGUUACGUAAUAUUACACCACCGGUUGGAUUUGGUCGUAAAUGUCCGUAUCGUUUAGCUUACAAACAUUUGAUACGAAUGAAUAUGCCAGUAGCAGAUGAUGGUACUGUACAUUUUACAACAACAUUAUUUGCUUUGAUACGAGAAUCUCUAAGCAUUAAAAUGAGGCCCGUCGAAGAAAUGGAUGAAGCAGAUGAGGAAUUACGUCAAACUCUGCGGAAAAUAUGGCCGUUGAAAGCAAAAAAAAAUAUGAUAGAUCUGGUAGUACCACCAAAUAAAGAAUUAUGCUGUCAAAAAUUAACCGUUGGAAAACUCUACACAGGCUUAUUAAUUCUUGAAAAUUAUCGAGCCAAGAAAUCAGGAGUUGAGUUGGCCAAACGUAAACGGCAAAGAGCCACACUUCUGCUUAUGUCUCAUCAUCAUACAUUAUUUUUAACGGAUGACGAAAAAGAGGUUUCAUAUUGA